UGACGCAGAUAUGUGAGGGUGCAACACAUGUAAUAUAACCGGCUACCUGUGAGGAUCUGGACUUCGUUUUCUCAGUCAUACAGAGAGUGGAUCUAUCUGAAGCGGAGAGUUCUGUCUGUCAGAUCUGGUGUAAGCAGCACUUUUGGAGAAAACCGCUUAAGGAAUUAUUCGUUUCCAGUAAGGCUAACAGUUAUUAGCCCUGAUAGCAUAGUAAGUGAACUUUCACAGUUCAACCUUAACCUACUCGAGGAGGACAGCAUUAUAGCUAAAGACUAAUGUGAACUUUGAACUCCACAGGGGCAGAAUUUCGGCAAAAAGAGUGCGUUAGAUAACCGUGUAGUCCUGUCUGUUUAGCUAGCCGGACUUCCGUGUGUCGUUCGAGGUCAUUCUGUAGCGCUCAUUCAAGAGACACAGCUUCUAUCCCAGACUCUAGUCAUGAAGAGCCUGCCGUACUUCUGUCGGGGAGAGGUCGUUCGGGGAUUUGGAAGGGGAAGCAAAGAACUCGGUAUUCCCACAGCAAACUUCCCAGACUCUGUGGUGGACAAUCUUCCAGCAGAUAUCAACACAGGGAUCUACUACGGCUGGGCUUGUGUGGGUAAUGGUGAUGUCUACAAAAUGGUGAUGAGCAUCGGCUGGAACCCUUACUACAAAAAUACCAAGAAAUCCAUGGAGACUCAUGUGAUACACAAAUUCAAAGAAGACUUUUAUGGAGAAGUUCUCAGUGUGGUCCUUGUGGGCUACAUCCGCCCAGAAAGAAGCUUUAACUCACUCGAAGCCCUCAUUGCGGCAAUCAACAGUGAUAUCGAGGAGGCCAAGAUGAAGCUGGAGCUGCCAGAGCAUCACAAGCUGAAAGAUGACAACUUCUUCACCAGCACGGCCAACUCCUCUUCAGUACUGCCCGCCACGCCCAGCCCGUCCACGUCACAGACUAUUAUGAACGGUCACUAACAGCUGGCUAGGACAGCAGUGCUGUGGAUACACUCACACAGACCAGAAUUAGACAAAGGUUUAUGUAAAUGCACAGCCUCGCUGUCACAAUGCAUGCACAUGGACCUAAUCAUAAGCAAUCCUUUUUUCUUUUUUAAUUCUGUUUUUCUUUUAUGAUGUUGGUGUCUCUUUGUAAAGAGCUGUUAAGCUUCCUGCCUGGUUUUGUCACACAGAUUAUGUCUGCCUCUCAACGGUCCUGCUGUAUAUUUGGAAUCGUUUACUAGAGAAGGCACUAAAAACAGACCUUGGGAUUAAGGUAAUUGCAACCACUGCAGAGGCAGUUGUAAAAUAUUGUGUGUAAAAGGUACAAAUAGACUAUAAAGUGUCUGAUCACUAUUUAUUUUGGUUGGAAAUACAUGACUUAUCUUUUUUUCUGCUUCAGUGACGGUUAAAGAGAAGGUCUGGGCAUUAUUAUCUGCAACAAAAACACACAUUGUGCAAUCUGAGGCUUUUUGAAAGUCUUCAGUUUUCUUGUUUUCUCCUUACGUGUCCCUCUUCAGAAAAGGAGGAAGUAAAAGGACACUGCCCUAAAACUUAUACACUUGGCCAGAAAUUCAGUUUUGUUUUGAUGCAGGAAGAAAAUGGUUAAGAUGGUUAUUUAUUGAAAGAUAUGUUUAAAGCAAAGGCUUUUUAUUAAUCUUUAUUUUUAUUUUAUCUUGAUUUAGGUAUCACUUAACUGUCUUUUCAAUGACCAGUCCUUUUAAUCAGCAGUGAGUUAUAGAUGAACACUAAGGCUGGAAAGGGCUUUAAGCACGUUGGGAAUUUGUUGUUCCCUUUAGCCUUUUCAUUUCAGUGUCGAUGGCUUUGUUACAGAUAGAAAAACACUGGCAGGUGGAGAUGCUAAAAGAUCUUUUUAGUACAAGUGGAAGUGUAUAACACAAAUUUAUGAGAAUUUGAACAGAUCAAACUAAAACAAGCACACUAUUCUUAGUAUCUCCAUCGGUCAGCGUUUAAUAUAUUUAUAUUCAGAAACCGUUGUCAAAGCCCUGGCUGGUGUUAGCCCUGUGUGUGUGUGUGCCUGUACCUGUUUGGCUUUUACAAUGAAGUGUUUACUUUCGUUCGAAGCUCUGAUGAUUAGUUGAAGAAAUGUGGAAGCCUGCUGAUGUGAUUUCAGCUCUUAUAAACUCUUGUGUUACAUGAGACAUAUUAAAAUGUUAUUUAGAGAGUAAAAUAAAGAUUGCAUUUUAAUGAAUGCUGACAUUUGUCAUGCACUCAGCUGUUUUUGCUGGUGAGAUGCCUUUUAGUUGUUCCAUUUCUAAUGCGUGUAAAGGACUGAACUAAUUAAUUGUGCUGCUUUAUCAAGCCUAUCAAAGAUAUAGUGAUAUCGAUAGAUGCAUUUUUAAAAAAAAAAAAAAAUUUUCUCCCCAGUCUAAUCACUGCAGGGCGGUCUGGUGUUUUAGUCUCACAUGUUGCAGUUAUUUAGCCUAGUUUACACAGGGACCACAGAUACUUGAUGUAGAGUUCAUUAAAGCGUAUCCACCUUUAUUUUCAUCCAUGUUUCAUUAAAUCAAUUCAUUUUAAUUAAAUUGUA
Messenger RNA from Pelmatolapia mariae (spotted tilapia), 2518 nucleotides. RefSeq names its product riboflavin kinase (gene rfk). The record is from RefSeq and is a predicted model, not a curated record. Lineage: Eukaryota; Metazoa; Chordata; Actinopteri; Cichliformes; Cichlidae. Gene Ontology annotation, biological process: riboflavin biosynthetic process; FMN biosynthetic process. Bases 436 to 948 code for a protein of 170 amino acids. Gene Ontology annotation, cellular component: mitochondrion. Gene Ontology annotation, molecular function: riboflavin kinase activity. The transcript has 4 exons.